UUCAUCCUCUGCGCUCAGUCUGAUGGCUCUGCGUCCCACUGAAAUGUCUAAACAUUAAGGGAAAAUAAUAUUUUUAUUUUUAAAAAAAAAACUUAUUCCUGCAUAUCAGGAAAAAAACCUUUUUGUUUUGGACUUAUUAAAUUUUGAGCACUGAUGGGACACAAGAGAGCAAAGCUGCAGAAGUUAAAGUCGGCGGUGCGACCUGAGGAGCAGCGCGUUGUCAGAGGCUGCGGGGAAAGUUGUGCGUUUCUCUUUCUGAGGCUUUUUUCACUAAAAUAAAUAAUGUCAUCUCUGCAGGGAGUUUCUGCUGUGGCUCUUUUUCACUGCAUGUUGACAGCUGCUGCACUGAUAGACUCCGAUGACGUCAUCACACGAGACGAGCAGAUCUUUGUUCUGAUUGGUGCACACGCCCGGUGUGAGAGGAGCAUCCGCGCACAAAUGGCCCUCAUCAAAGACGGGGACUGUUCUCCGGAGUGGGAUGGGAUUAUCUGCUGGCCCCGGAGCCGAGCGGGCCAGCUGGUCUCAGUGCAGUGCCCAGCAUACAUCUAUGACUUCAACCACAGAGGGCGAGCUUACCGCCAGUGUGAUGUGUCAGGGAACUGGGAGCUGGUGCCCAGUAACAACCGCACAUGGGCAAACUACACGGAGUGCACCCGAUACCUGACCUCCAACCACAGAAACCUGGAGGAGAAAGUGUUUCAGCGCCUCCAUCUCAUGUACACUAUCGGCUACUCCAUUUCUCUGGCGUCUUUGUUGGUGGCGAUCUCCAUCCUUUGCUAUUUCAAGCGCCUCCACUGCACACGCAAUUACAUUCACAUUCACCUCUUCACCUCCUUCAUCUGUCGAGCUGUUAGCAUCUUUGUGAAGGACGCUGUGCUCUACUCCAUAUCUGACGCCAGCAGAGCUGAGUCUGAGUUCACAACUGUGAAACAGCCCAUGGCUGGGUGUAAAGCUGCGGUUACGCUCUUCCUGUACUUCCUGGCAACCAAUCACUACUGGAUUCUGGUGGAGGGAUUGUACCUCCACAGCCUUAUCUUCAUGGCGUUCCUGUCUGACAAGAACUACUUAUGGGCUCUGACCAUCAUGGGCUGGGGUGUUCCGGCUGUGUUUGUGUCCAUUUGGGUCAGCGCUCGAGCUUCGCUGGCAGAUACUCAAUGUUGGGACAUCAGCGCCGGAAACCUGAAGUGGAUCUACCAAGUUCCCAUUCUGGCAGCCAUUGUUGUGAAUUUCCUCCUUUUCCUAAACAUAAUCCGUGUUCUGGCCUCUAAACUGUGGGAAACCAACACCGGAAAACUGGAUCCUCGACAGCAGUACAGGAAGCUCCUGAAGUCCACCCUGGUCCUGAUGCCUCUGUUCGGAGUCCACUACAUAGUUUUUAUGGCCCUCCCCUACACGGAGGUGACUGGGCUGCUGUGGCAGGUGCAGAUGCAUUAUGAGAUGUUCUUCAACUCUUCUCAGGGUUUUUUUGUGGCGUUCAUCUACUGCUUCUGCAAUGGCGAGGUGCAGGCAGAGGUAAAAAAGGCCUGGUUAAGACGCAGCUUGGUGCUGGACCUCAAGCAGAAAGCCAGGAUGACGAGCAGCGGCGGCGGGAGCUGCUACUACGGCGGCAUGAUGUCCCACGCCACCACCCACAGCGUCUGCAUGUCCGCCAUUCAUCCCAGGGCUUUCUCCUUCACCGCGGGGUCAGGAGGGGCCGCUGGGGGGUCAGGGGUCAGGCCGCCACGUCACUCUGCCCCGUCGUCGCUCCACCACAACCACAGCAGCGUGUGUGUGUUCGUUCCCAGCACCGCUGAGACCUCAGGCUCCCAGCAGGACGCGGCGGUGUGGAAACCAGGGAGGGCCGAGUCCAGAGCCAACAAAGAGAAUGAUAACAGCAGCAGCAACGCAGCAGCAGAUCCAGACUGCUCCGUACCUGUGAAAGAGCUAGAAACCAUUUUAUAACCUUCACUGAUCGUUGUUGGCAGGACACAGUGGUUUUGAAACUGGAUCCUUUCUGCGUCGUCGUCAUGGUUAUAUGGAGGGAUUCACUAUCUGUCUUAGAAAUUGAUGGUUUCUCCUUUUAUUCUGACAAGAAAAAGACAGAAUACAUCCCCGUUAUGGGCUGCCCACUCUAAUAACUACACAAAACAAAAGUAUAUAGACCCGCUGCAGCGCAAGAUCCCACCGCCAUCAUUCUGCUGGAGGACAGAAAGCUGCUGGCUGACCUUGACCAGCAUUGGUUUUAGCUGUUAGACUAUCAAUAUAACACACUAAAUCUUAAGAAGGGAGUAGUUCAGUUAUUCUUGUUUGACUUUGACAACCUUAAUAUAUAGAUGUGAUGUAUUUUUACUAAAUAAAAAACAAAAACGGCCUACACUAGCCAACCCCCCGCUGUGUUAGCUUAGCUAAUAGCAGCGAUAGCUAAUCUACCACAGCGAUCACUUAUUAAUGAUCACAAAGCAAACCUCAAACUUGAAAACAUGGUAAUGUAACGGACUGAAUGUUCUGUUGUUUGUAUGGGAAAUGUUUGCGUGUUUUUUCGGAGUUGAAUCCUGAAACUGGUCAGUUUCUAUGGCAACGUAGCGCAGCCGACACAGAGAGUGAGAAAAAAAGAAAAAUAGGAGAAGUUUUGAGUUGUUCUUCAGUGGUUUUUCUGCGUUAUUUUCCCCUCUUCUGCGGCUCACUGCCCUGAAUUACAAAUACCUACAUCUCAAGGUUUCACUUUGUUUACGGGACUGUUCUACCGCGGCUGCGCGACUAGGGAUGACGUGUAUAAGAAUCGCCUUUAUUGCCCUCCAGCGUUGUGCGCAUGCGCGAAAUUUCCGGAUCUAAACAAUAACUUGCGAGGGUCUAUAGCAAAACUAAAGUCAAUUCCUGCGACUUUAUAAUCGCAAGUUCGCUUAAAUAUUGACAUUACAGUAUGGAUAUAUAUUACAAUGGUGAUGAUAACAAAAAUGCACUUAGAUAAGUCUAGAAAUAAACUUACAUGAAACAUAAAGGGGUGCAAACAAUUGAACAAAUCCACAGAAAUAAGGAGGGGCUCCUGAUCUUACAGUCACACAUUUAUAACAGUCAUAAUGGUUUGUAAAGUGUUUACAGUGAGGUAUAGGAACAAUCCGAAUAACUAAAGACAUUUUGUGUAAUGAUAACAGAAGUACAACCCAUUUACACCUUCCAAAAGUAUUCAUACCGUUUGGACCAGCUCUCACUUUCUUCCUGAUCUGAUCCAUGGAUUGUACUUCAGCACUAAAUUAAAGAGUAGGGUGUGAAUACUUUUGUAAGGCUGUGUGUUUGGUUAACAAUUUCAAGUUUGUGUUUCACUGCACUGCAAAAACGCAAAAUUUUACAAAGUAAUUUUGGUCUAGUUUCUAGUGCAAAUACCUUAGUACACCUUAUAUAAAGUUAUAAGUAACUUUUCAGCAAGAUGUAGGAGCUUGUUUUAAGUCAAAAAUUCUUAUUUAUGGAUUAAAAAGUUCUAUUUCCUCUAGCAAAUUAUUUCACUAAUAUCAU
This is a messenger RNA of Xiphophorus hellerii (green swordtail), 3489 nucleotides long. RefSeq names its product parathyroid hormone 3 receptor (gene pth3r). Gene Ontology annotation, cellular component: plasma membrane. The record is from RefSeq and is a predicted model, not a curated record. Gene Ontology annotation, molecular function: G protein-coupled peptide receptor activity; peptide hormone binding; parathyroid hormone receptor activity. The transcript is spliced from 13 exons. The coding region runs from base 283 to 1941 and encodes 552 amino acids. Gene Ontology annotation, biological process: cell surface receptor signaling pathway; adenylate cyclase-modulating G protein-coupled receptor signaling pathway. Lineage: Eukaryota; Metazoa; Chordata; Actinopteri; Cyprinodontiformes; Poeciliidae.